AUGGAAUAUUGUUCAGUAUGAUGAAGUCUUCUCUACCCUUCCAACUUCUUCUACAUUUGGGUUCCUACUACCUCGCACUGUUCUCCAUAGUUGAGUUUCUUCUGCUAAUCUACAAAACUAUUAUACUACCCUACCCUUCAGGAAAUAUUGCUGCUGAGAGUAUACUUCUUGUUCUACUGGUCCUGGUUGAGAUAUCAAGGAUUAGCAGUGGAUGGAAAGGAAACCUAACCGAGAACUCAGGUUCUAUGAUAAUUUCUACUGUUCUGAUCAUUCCAUCUGUCCUGGCUGUACUGUACUUCCUUCUCUGGCAAACAUAUGUACUUAGGUUGGAAGUUAUAAUGUGUGCUGUUCAGCUUUCUAUUCAAGGAUUUCAACUGAUUUUGGGAUUCAUCUGUAUUCUCACUUUUUCAAGGGGAUACUAAUAAGCUGAAGAAAAAAAUGUUUUAAAUGUUAAAAAUGUGAUUUUUUUAAAGAAAACAUGGAAGUAUUGUCUUCUUGAUUGAAAGCACAAUUCUACAUAAGGGUUGAGGGGGGGCCGACCCCCAUUUUUAAUUCAGGAGAGGGUAUUUACAUUUUUUUAAAAGAUGUCUUCACCGUCGAUCCCAAGCCUAAGUAAUAUAGAUAUUGGUUAACAACCCCCCCCCCCACACAAAAACAAAAAACUUCCCUGUUGCGUAUUUUUUCUUUGUGCAGUACUUGCAUUUAGAUAUUGUAAUUUUUCCAUCGAAAUAUUGUUUAUUUUGUUUUUUGUCUUGAUAAAAUAAACAGAUAAUUUGUA
Molecule: messenger RNA, 778 nt
Organism: Eurytemora carolleeae
Lineage: Eukaryota; Metazoa; Arthropoda; Copepoda; Calanoida; Temoridae
Product: transmembrane protein 216
Exons: 5
Coding region: 18-422 (134 amino acids)
Biological process (GO): non-motile cilium assembly
Cellular component (GO): ciliary transition zone
Source: RefSeq, a predicted model, not a curated record